Paraglomus occultum is the source of this 354-nucleotide messenger RNA. The record is from the annotation of a GenBank genome assembly. Lineage: Eukaryota; Fungi; Glomeromycota; Glomeromycetes; Paraglomerales; Paraglomeraceae.
AUGUCUGACCCUUGGCCUGUACAUUCUGUGAAUUCUUCCGCAGAGACUGUAGAUCUAUUCGCGACCACUCCAAUACACGAAAAUAACCAGGCAGUAGCAGCGACAUUCGGCUAUAGAGAUGACAGCGACAGUGACAGCGAUAGACCCAGAAUGUAUCAUAUAUUAAGUUCGUCGUCUGCAAGUGAUGUGAGCAUUUCUGCCGAAGAGAUGGAAGAAUUGACACCCAACAACGAUAAUUCUGCUAAUGAUGACCUGCAUGAGAACGAUUUGUCCGUUGAUGCACAAAACUCUGGAGAUGAACAUGAACCCAUGGAAACCGAUAACGGGAGGAGGACGACCGACGGUAUUUUAUAG